AUGUUGUUGGGGAAGAGACAGAGACCAGAUAUAAAGAGAACUACUAGUAUGUCGGAGAUAAAAUUCGACUUGAACUUACCAAGCGAACCAGAAGAGCCGUCGGAUCAUCAACAUGUUCAGAUGUUGAGUCCUCCGAGAACUAAGCUCAUGGCCGUUGAUGAACAACGUCAGGUUCAUCAUGGUUUGUUAGAUCAACGACCCUUGGCGAUGGUCUCACCGAGAGGUACACAGAGGAGACACUCAGCAGAUUACUCCACUCACGCCGGAGCAGAUUUUCUAAGAUCUUGCUCUCUCUGUAAACGUCAUCUUGUUCACGGCCGAGACAUCUAUAUGUAUAGAGGAGAUAGGGCGUUUUGUAGUUUAGAAUGCAGGCAGCUGCAGAUUACGGUGGACGAGAAGAAAGAGAAGAGUCCGGUGAGAUCAACCGUCGCCGUCGGUAGCAGCAAAGGAGAGAGAGUUUCCGCCGCCGUGUAGGUCACCUUUAUAUAUGUCUAAAUGCAUUGAGCAUUAUUGACGUGAUUAACCUUGUUAAUCAUCUUCAGCUUUGCUUUAAAACUUAAGGGUUAAGAGUUAAGACUAUGGUGCUUUGCAUAUUAAUU
Molecule: messenger RNA, 599 nt
Organism: Eruca vesicaria subsp. sativa (arugula)
Lineage: Eukaryota; Viridiplantae; Streptophyta; Magnoliopsida; Brassicales; Brassicaceae
Source: the annotation of a GenBank genome assembly